AUGGGAUCGUUGAAACUGUUCAUCAAGGCUGUUCGUAAGGCCAAAACGAUUGCGGACGAAAGGACCGUCGUGCGCAAAGAGUCCGCCAGUAUAAGGACUUCCUUCAGAGACCCAAAUUUGGACCAGACCACCAGACGAAUAAACAUCUCCAAGUUGCUCUAUCUUUACAUCUUGGGCGAGAAGACUCAUUUUGGUCAAGUGGAAUGCCUCAAAUUACUUGCAUCUCCGCGUUUUGCCGAUAAGAGACUGGGGUACUUGGCUGUUAUGCUUCUCUUGGAUGAGAAUCAGGAAGUCUUGACGCUUUUGACGAACUCCUUGGACAACGAUAUGCAGCAUCCAAACACCUUCAUCGUCGGAUUGGCCCUUACCUGCCUUGGAAACAUUGCUUCGCCGGAAUUGGCUCGUGAUUUGUACAAUGACGUGGAGAAGAUCAUCAAAACCACCAGCUCGACCUACUUGAAGAAGAAGGCCAGUAUCGUGGCCGCUAAGUUGAUAAGCAAGGAACCUGACUUGGGUGAAGUCUUUUUGCCAUUGGUUCAGCAGAUGCUGAAGGAGAAACAGCCCCAGAUCUUGCUUGGUGUGUGCCGAAUGAUCCAGGAAAUGUACCAGCAUUGCCCAGAACAGAGAAAAGCCGUGAUGAGAUUGGCUCCCCGUUUGAUGGAGCAUUUGCGAAGAAUCAUCACCAGCGGAUACAUGCCUGAUUUCGAUGUUUCCGGUGUCACUGACCCAUUCUUGCAAGUGACUUUGCUUCACACGUUACGAAUCUUGGCCACUGACGAGAACUUCCCAGGUGAGUUUUUGGAGCAGAUGAACGAUAUCCUCACACAAGUGGCGCUGAACUUAGACAGUGUCAAGAACGCUGCUCACGCCAUCAUGUACGAGUGUAUCAAGACCAUUUUUGCGAUCAAGUCUGACCAAUCGCUUCGUGUUCUUGGUAUCAACCUGCUUGGUAAGUUUUUGCUGAUCAAGGACAACAACAUCCGUUACGUGGCUCUCGAGAUGCUUCUCACCGUGAUAGACUACGAGCCAUUGGCCGUGCAGAGACAUCGCCAAACCAUUGUUAGUUGUCUUAUGGAUGGCGACAUUUCAAUUCGUCGGAGAGCCUUGGAGCUUGCUUUUGCCAUCCUCAAUGGAGAGAAUAUCCGGGUUUUGAUCCGCGAGAUCUUGACCUUCUUGGAGAAUUGUACUGACAACGAGUUGAAGCCCUACAUCACCUCGCAAAUCACCAUUGCAUCGUCGAAAUAUUCGCCCAACGAAAAAUGGCACUUUGACACCUUAAUCCGCAUGCUUAAGGUUUCUGGUAACUACAUCACAUCCGACAUUAUCUCGAACAUCUUGGCUCUCAUGAUGAGAUGCAGCUCGGCAGACUUGAGAAAACAUCUUGUGUCUCGUCUCUUCCUGGCUGCUGUGGAGGACCCACUGCAAUUUGCUUUGGCUGUUGUCAGUGUGUGGUGUUUAGGAGAGUAUGCUGAUUCGAUUCUCGGUACUGAGGUGGAGAUAAAUGGCAAGCAAGUGGUUGCGUCUGAGUUAGCUAUAUUAGACCUCAUCAACGGUUACAUCAACAACUCCAACUUCAAUGAUGCAGAGACUACGCAGCUUGUCGCAUACAUCUUGACAGCAGUGGUGAAGCUUUCGGUGAAGUUCAAGGACUCAGCUUCUCUCGAGCAGUUGCGUCUUAUCCUCAACUCUCGCAGCUACGACACCAACCUCGAGAUUCAAACGCGUGCUAUCGAAUAUCAGCAGAUAUUCGGUCAAAAUCAAAAAUUGAAGCAGGGUCUUUUGGCACACAUGCCUGCCCCUCCAAUCAAGGACAGACAGUCCUUGACCUUGCAUGGUGGAAACAUCCUGACCAAGGUGCCCAAAACCUUAACAUCGUCUUCUGAGAAGACUGAAGAUUUACUAGACUUGUUAGACGACGCUCCAGCAGCAUCAAGUCAGCCUGCUGCUGAGCAGGCUACUGACAAUGACCUAUUGCUGGACAUUUUCGGCCUGACUCCCUCAGCACCCCCAGCAUCGAAACCCGCAGCAGCAUCCAACGGUCUUCUUGACUUGUAUGACCAACCGCUGUCGCAAAGACAACCAGCCCCACAAUCCGCCCCAGUACCAUCAUCUACAGAGGUGGAGGCAUUUGCUGAUGGUCAUUUGAGAAUUGCUUUUGGCGACCAGUCGUUCCAGGAAGGCCUGGGUAGCUUUAAUGCCAACAUCACCUCUACAAGCCCCAGCAAGGUGGACCAAGUGCAAUUGCUUUUCGCUGUGCCCAAGACUCAAAAGUUGAAUAUUACAACGACGCAAGGAAGCGAUUCGCUUGUCACCAGCAAUGUGAUUCGCCAGGCAUUGCGUAUCACCGGUAAAGCAGGGUCCAAGGUGAAGUUGAGAGUGAAGGUGAAGUACAGACUCGACGGGGAGACUAGAGAGGACCAGUUUGACUUUGCUGGAUUCACGGGGACUUUGUAA
Messenger RNA from Candidozyma duobushaemuli, 2454 nucleotides. RefSeq names its product Apl4p (gene APL4). Gene Ontology annotation, biological process: intracellular protein transport; Golgi to vacuole transport; receptor-mediated endocytosis. The transcript has a single exon. The record is from RefSeq and is a predicted model, not a curated record. Gene Ontology annotation, molecular function: clathrin-cargo adaptor activity. Bases 1 to 2454 code for a protein of 817 amino acids. NCBI's taxonomy places the organism in Eukaryota, Fungi, Ascomycota, Pichiomycetes, Serinales, Metschnikowiaceae. Gene Ontology annotation, cellular component: membrane coat; Golgi apparatus; AP-1 adaptor complex.